UCUGCAGGGCAGGAAGGAGCUAUCCCCGGGGGUGAGAAAGAGAGAGAGGGAGAGAGGAAGAGGAAAGUGAAGACUCCCCACCCCAGGACAAAUGGAAAACCUCCCAAAAUAUUGGAACUCCGCUGUGACACGGGAUGGGCGGAUCUUUUUCAUAGAUGAUUUAACUCGUUCGACCACCUGGAUAGAUCCCAGAUCAGGACAGGGAUUCCGAACCGGUCACAGGCGACAUCCAGAUCUGCCUCAUGGCUGGGAACAAGCUUUCACUUUUGAAGGUGCAACAUAUUUCAUCAACCACAAUGACAGAACAACUGCUUUCCAGGACCCAGUGACAGGGGUUGUGCCUAUUGAGAACUGCAUCUUCAAACUGGAAGACAAAGCUAACAUGUCGAACCGGGCAGGAGGUGUGCGAGGCGAAGGAGGAGGUGGGCAGCGCCCAACCAGCAUUGCCAGUGAGAUGUCCAAUCACACCCUGAUUUCAGAAACCUCUCAGGAACAGACAGUUAGGACUUCCAGGUCAUCAAAGAAGAAUGCUGCCUUCGGCAAGAGGUCAAACUCAAUGAAGAGGAAUCCAAAAGCCAAUGUUCUAAAAAGUGGCUGGUUGUUUAAGCAGCUGAUUGUAAGCAGACAGCCAGAGGUUUUUCUCAAUAAUGACCGCUCCAUUAAUUAUCAGGCUGAACACGCAGGUAUCCGGACAUACUACUUGAGUGCGGAGAAUAAGACUGAGAUGGAGGAUUGGAUCAAUGCAAUGAAUGAAGCAGCGAGCAUACAGACCAUGCCCUUGAACAGCUCUGGAAUGAAGUAUGAAAUAAAACCUCCUUCAGAAUUGAACCACACAAGCAAUCAUAAACAGCUGAUUAAACCCAACUCAGAAAAGGUUCGAAGUGAAAUGGAUGGGUCUGAAAGAUACAACAGGAAGAGUGAGCAGAAGGACUCGAGCAACGAGCCAACAGCCAAGGUUAACGGUGUGACUAUACAGGAUGUGCCCUUUGACGCCAACAGUCCUGGUCCAGAGCUGAGAACUCAGCUGGGGCACGAGAAGCCUGUGCAACCUAAUGGGCACAGCUGGCAAAAUGCUUCCCCUGGUAGGCCUGGUGAAGAGUAUUUACAACAGGACGGGAUCAAUACAGUGCAUCGACGGGGCUUUGUCCCACGUACUAACACUGAGAAAAUGGCACAACGUCAAUCCUCAUUGACUCAAUUGCAGCAGUGGGUUAACAUGCGCAGAUCCGCACUCCCACAGGACGAACUGAGGAGCUCUCAGGUAUAUCACACACCGACCAGAGAUGUGCCAGAGUACUAUAGACUGUUAUCGCCCUAUUACCAAGAUGACUACCCGCAGUUUCUACAGCCUGGUACACGCCCGGACAGUAUUUGUUCUGUGCCAGCUUAUGACAGAAUGACAGCGCGAUGGUCCAUCGACGAGCGGCAGUCGGCAUUUCUGCCGAGGGAAUGGCAGGACCGCCGGGCGUACAGCGGGCAGGGGUCGCCCGUGUGGCAUGGGGCACAGCCCGGGUACAGCCACGAGGUCGACAGCAUCACCGGCACAAUGCGGAGGAUGUCCCUGCAGCCCCGUUCCCGCUCCGUGCCUCGCUCACCGUCCCAGGCUCCCCUCGUGGUGAACCGUGUCUACUCUCCGGUGAGGUCUCCGAGCGCCCGGUUUGAUAGGUUGCCACGCCGAAGGGACGAGAUGUUUGGCCCCCCAGCCUACACGCUGCGCCGGUCUCGCAGUGCAAAGCAAUACGACUAUUCCGGAGACAGGAGGCUAUCUGAACUGCAGCCAUAUCACUUCACUGCCUCUCGCUCAAUGCAGGACAGAAUGGUUCCAUAUCAGGACAGAUUCCAGGACCCACUGGAGCAUUACAAAGUUGACGAAGUGGAGAUUGACAAACUGCUGGGGCGACUUUGUGAGCAGAGCAAGAACCAACGGGAUCAGGAGAAAUGGGUCCUGCAGCUUCGGAAGGAGAAGGAAUCCCUGGAAAGUGCCUUGGAGAAAACCCACCGGGAAAUGGAGAUGUACCCUAACCAGCCAGGUUACACUGAGCAACUCGUACAGAAAAAAGAGUCUCUACAGAAUCAGUUGAUCAACAUUCGCGGGGAACUCUCGCAAGCAACCACGGCCUUUGCAAACACAAAGAUGGAGUGCGAUGCCCUCAAAAUGGAGCUGUCCAUCAUUCACAAUGACUUAUGGGAGCAGCUGAACAGCCCCAUGGGAAUGCAGGAUGAGGUGGGGCACAAGCACAUUCAGAAGGAGCUGUGGAAAAUUCAAGAUGUCAUGGAGGGACUACGGAAGUCUUAUCCCGAUCGAAUUACAACGGAGCCCCUUAAACAGCACGCGACAAGUGCCCAAAUGGGCACCUUCAACUCGAACAGUCCUGCCAGCCCUCUGAGCUCCACCAGCCUCACCAGUCCACUGAGCCCCUUCUCCCCCAUCUCUGAGUCACAGGUUUCUGCUCAGCAGACAGCCAAGGAGGUAAGCCCUGAAACCCGCCCGCCACGACCUCCCCUUCCACAGUCCUACCUGCCUCAAGGGUCGCUGCCUGUAGUUCCUCCUCUUCCCACUGAGAGCAGCCUCUGGGCGUACUCUAUCGAGGACAUCUGGGAGCAGGCGGAGAAAGGGAAGACAACCUUGGAGAUGAAGAGAAUGGAAGGAGGCACGGCAAAAUUGGGUCUUGAGGGAUCCAAGAAGGAAGGUCGUUUGAUGUUGCAUCCCAGCUUGGAGGGUAACAAGCAGGACGUAGAAGCUGAGAAACACAACAAAGGUACGAUCUGCUAG
This is a messenger RNA of Rhincodon typus (whale shark), 2773 nucleotides long. Its product is annotated as pleckstrin homology domain-containing family A member 6-like. Gene Ontology annotation, molecular function: protein binding. The transcript is spliced from 18 exons. NCBI's taxonomy places the organism in Eukaryota, Metazoa, Chordata, Chondrichthyes, Orectolobiformes, Rhincodontidae. Bases 92 to 2773 code for a protein of 893 amino acids. The record is from RefSeq and is a predicted model, not a curated record.